This is a messenger RNA of Somion occarium, 761 nucleotides long. Lineage: Eukaryota; Fungi; Basidiomycota; Agaricomycetes; Polyporales; Cerrenaceae. The record is from the annotation of a GenBank genome assembly.
GAAGCAGCAAGUCCUCGCUGCUCGAUUAAUAAAUGCCAGUAACAUAAUACUCCUGUGGAGCCUGUCGAGUUGAAAUGCCAAGGAUCUUCUCUUAUGACCCUUUUACAUCAUUAGAACCUUGUUUUUCUGGUCUUCCAAGUCUUCUUGCGUUCGCACCAAGGAUGCACCUGAUGGAACGCCUUUUUGUCACGCUGCUACACGCAGAUGAGGAUGAUGACCUUCUGCCAUUUCCGCAACUGCAACCCACUCGCAGCUCUUCAAACACUUCAACCUUUUCUCGCUCUCCAAACUCAUUUAACAUGUUCUCUCGUCUCGCAGCCUUUGUCGCCCUUGCCUCCCCUCUUCUUGCGGUCGCCACACCUGCAGUUGUUGCUCGCAACGAGCCCGCCAGCGACUGCAACACCGCUCCCAUCCAAUGCUGCGACACUGUCACCAAGGCCGAUUCCGCCGCCGCGGCUGGUGUGCUUGGCCCCUUGGGCAUUGUCGUCCAAGAUGUCAAUGUUCUUGUCGGCCUCACUUGCUCUCCCAUCUCCGUCAUCGGCGUUGGUAGUGCUGGCUGCAGUGCCUCCCCGGUUUGCUGCCAGGACAACAGUCAUGGCGGCCUCAUCUCCGUCGGCUGCAUCCCUGUUACCUUGUAAAUGAUAAGCUGUGGAUUCCUAUAAGGGGGUGUAGGCGAGACAUUGCGGACAAUGUUAUCAUCAAUAUGCGAUAGGAAGGAACAAUUGCUAUAGUAACGUUUCGAAUACAUGUGUGUUUACGUU